Messenger RNA from Lepus europaeus (European hare), 1659 nucleotides. It is a transcript of the gene QPCT, whose product is annotated as glutaminyl-peptide cyclotransferase. NCBI's taxonomy places the organism in Eukaryota, Metazoa, Chordata, Mammalia, Lagomorpha, Leporidae. Gene Ontology annotation, molecular function: glutaminyl-peptide cyclotransferase activity; zinc ion binding. The record is from RefSeq and is a predicted model, not a curated record. The transcript has 7 exons. Bases 99 to 1190 code for a protein of 363 amino acids.
GACCCAAGGGUGGAGAAGGGGGAAGGCUAAGGACGCGCGUUCCCGGGCUCGUGACCGCCGGCAGUCCGGAGAACCCGCGCCCAGCCAGCCUUGGGGAGAUGGCAGGCGGCGUGGACCUGCGAGUCGGGGGACCCCUCCACCUGCUGCUGCUGGUGGCCGUCCUGACCCUGGCCGCCACGGGGGUCAGUCGAGGCGCCGCAGCCUGGACCGAGGAGAAGAAUUAUCACCAGCCAGCUAUUUUGAAUUCAUCGACUCUUCGGCAAAUUGCAGAAGGCACAAGUAUUUCUGAAAUGUGGCAAAAUGACUUACGGCCGCUGCUGAUAGAGCGAUAUCCAGGAUCCCCUGGAAGCUAUGCUGCUCGGCAGCACAUCAUGCAGCGAAUUCAGAGACUUCAGGCUGACUGGGUCUUGGAAGUGGACACCUUCUUGAGUAACACGCCCUAUGGGAUCCGGUCUUUCUCAAAUAUCAUCAGCACCCUGAAUCCCACUAUUAAGCGACACUUGGUCCUCGCCUGCCACUAUGACUCCAAGUAUUUUCCCCGCUGGGACAACAGAGUGUUUGUGGGAGCCACGGAUUCAGCCGUGCCGUGCGCGAUGAUGCUGGAACUUGCCCGUGCCUUAGACAAACAACUCCUUUCCUUGAAGAAUGUGUCAGACUCCAGGACAGCUGUCUCACUCCAGCUAAUUUUCUUCGAUGGAGAAGAAGCUUUUCUCCACUGGUCGCCUCAGGAUUCUCUGUACGGGUCCCGGCACCUAGCUUCGAAGAUGGCAUCGACCCCGCACCCACCUGGAGCGAGAGGCACCAACCAACUGCAUGGCAUGGAUUUAUUGGUCUUAAUGGAUUUAAUUGGAGCUUCGAAUCCAACAUUCCCCAAUUUUUUUUCAAACACUGCCAGAUGGUUUAAUAGAUUCAAAGCAAUUGAACAAGAACUUCACGAAUUGGGUUUGCUCAAGGACCACUCUUUGGAGAGGCAGUAUUUCCAGAACUUUGGUUAUGGAGGUCUGAUUCAGGAUGACCAUAUUCCAUUUUUAAGAAAAGGCGUUCCAGUUCUGCAUCUGAUACCCUCUCCUUUCCCUGAAGUCUGGCACUCCAUGGAUGACAACGAAGAAAAUCUGGAUGAAUCAACCAUUGACAAUCUAAACAAAAUCCUACAAGCUUUUGUGGCAGAAUAUCUGCAUUUGUCAUUCUGAUAUAGUUUAUGGUAAUUGCUUCUAGUACUGAAUUCAAAAGUCAAGAUUUUUAGUAAUCUGAUUCCAAACAUACGCUGUGUGAAAUUUGUAUCCUGUAGAUUCAUUCCGUAGGUGGCUUUGAAGAUGUGAUCAAUGAAUCCUAGACUUAUAUUGUGUCCUAAAUUGCUCAUUAAUUUUCAUUAAAGAUUAAAGAGAACAUAUGAAGGAAACAGAAAAGAAAUAUCUUUUAAAAACUUCUUUAGUUGAAAUGAUUAAGUGAGGUUAGAUUCAUUUAUUCAAUAGGAUUGUCUUCUAAACAGUAUUUAAAAAUGAUGAUAUUAUUCAAUAUGUAGCCUUAAUUUUAUGACUUUUCAUAUUUGGAAAUCUACAUAUAAUACAAAAUGGAAAUAUAGUUUGAAGGCUUUCACAUUGCUUUGCAAAAUCUUUGUGGGAUUAAUUUAAUGGAAAUAAAAAUAAGAAUUAAAUACCA